Molecule: messenger RNA, 1140 nt
Organism: Talaromyces amestolkiae
Lineage: Eukaryota; Fungi; Ascomycota; Eurotiomycetes; Eurotiales; Trichocomaceae
Exons: 2
Coding region: 1-1140 (379 amino acids)
Biological process (GO): tRNA methylation
Cellular component (GO): cytoplasm
Molecular function (GO): tRNA methyltransferase activity
Source: RefSeq, a predicted model, not a curated record
AUGGACGCACCAUCGCAGUAUGGCGAUGCUACCGUUACGCCGGGUUUCGUGGCACGUAAGAGCAAGAUUUUGUCUGAUUUGUCAGUUCCCGAUGCAGAGUAUACGGAUCUGUCGCCGAAGGGUUCGGUCGAUGAAGGCAUUCGCGACUUGAUCAAAGACAUCAAUGCUUUGCAUGGCCUUGUUACCACCAGCAGUUGCGCAGGUAGAGUAAGCAUCUUUGUCGAAGGUAGCAAAAAGACGAUCAGGAAGCAAAAGACGGAAGUAACCUCACAGGCUACUGAACAAGCUGCUGGACAAGUUUCAAAUCAAAUUGAUAAUGGCGAAAUCAAUGGUCAAAGCCAGAAUGAGAAUGAAGAUGAGGAUGGGCUCGCCAACAAGGAAGGUGAUGCUGGGUGGAAGUUCGCUCUUUCCGGCGGAAAGGGCGAGGGGAGGUGGUUGUACGUCUCACAUGACCCCGUCGACAACAGCAUCAAGUCUUCAUACCAUGAGCUGUUUGGCCUGGUUCCUGGGAAUGGUAUUCCCAAAAGCAGCACUUUUGGCGAUGCGAGUAUGCGACUCAUUCGCUUUCACUAUGAUCCAAUGAUCUUACACGUUAUGGCUGCUACACUUUACCACGCCCAUCCAGUUCUAGCCGCUGCAUCCCAUGCAGGAUUUCGUGAAAGUGGGCUUCAGAGCUUACGGUGUCUUGAGGUCUUACACAGCGGUGGUCCAGGUCAGCAUUCGUCCUCGACAGACCAUGCAUCACACAGCCCGAUUGUCGCCGUUCGCUCAGCUGGGCUGGCUCUUGAAUCCGUUAUUGGAUACUGUGAAGAUAGUAACGACGACUCAGAACCACUGCUGCGCAGUCUAGUCACGGAAGAGUACUUACGGAUGCUGGUCGCUCUUGCCAAUGAAAGAUUUGAAGUCAACAAAGAACGUGUUCAAAGAUUCCGAUCUAGACUACUUGACCUCUAUAAGGCAGCACUGGAUACAGCACCCGGUACUGCUCAAAGAAAGAAACCCUCGGAUUGGGAAGAUCCACAGGUCCGAAAGGAGAGAAAGCGACUCGAAGGUCUGAAGAGACAAGCAGAGAAAGCUCAACAAAAGGACAACGACUCGAGACCUGAUGACACUGAUGUCGAUAUGAACAUAAGUUUUUGA